UCAGGAACUGCGUGCGCCUGUCUACUGCCGCUCUCGCGGCUUUCUCGAGAUUUGGGUGGCUACCAGUGAUAACGGCGUAGUCGAUCUGUGUCAUUCUGGGCAGUCCGACUUGCUCAGGCCGCCUGGCUGUGCUUGACAAGUUGUGGUGUCCUCUGCUGGUCGUGUGUGUCAUCACAUUAAACAAAGGGAACCUUGUGACUGCUCGUGUCCUGGUCCGGUGUUCACUGUGACACACUCAAUAUGGUUUCAGUCGUUUUGAAAAAGCCUCUAGUGUUUCGGUCUCUGAUCUGCGGGUGACACCUGCAGCGUGACGCCAGUAGUGAGCUCUGAAAACUUCCCAUCAUGCCUCGCCGUCCGCUUCUCUUUCACUUUCACUUAUCGCUCUUGCGGUUCCGAACCGCACGAACAGAACCACACGGUCACCGUCUGUCUGAGUAGCCAUCAUGUUUGCAGCUCUUCCUCUGCUGCUGCUUCUUGUUUCCACUCCCUCCUCAUCAGCAGCUCAGCUACCUGGGGUCAAAGAUGAGAGAGAGCCGUUUCCUUGGAAUCAGAUGAGACUACCCAAAACCAUCUUCCCGCUCCACUAUGACCUGAGCAUUCACCCCAACCUGACCUCCCUCGACUUCACUGGCGUUGUUCGUAUCCAGCUGGACGUGCGUGAAGACACGCGCACAAUUGUUCUUCACGCCAAGCAGAUGAUGGUUGGCAACGCCUUACUGUUGGCGCCAGACGGAGCGAGGCCUCUGCAGGUUCUGGAGAACCCGCGGGCCCACUUGAUCGCCCUGCAGACACCCUCCAUGAUGACCAGAGGAAGGAAGUAUGAGGUCCAGUUGGAGUUUUCUGCCAACUUGUCCGACAGUUUUCACGGUUUCUACAAGAGCACCUACAAGACCAAGAGUGGCGAGACUCGGGUUCUGGCAUCGACGCAAUUUGAGGCUACGUAUGCCCGGGGAGCCUUCCCGUGUUUCGACGAGCCGGCCUUCAAAGCUAAUUUCACCAUCCAACUCAUCCGAGAGCCACAACACAUUGCCAUCUCCAACAUGCCCAAGAUAAAGACGGUGGCGCUGCCUGGAGGCCUGCUGGAGGACCACUUUGACACCACUGUAAAGAUGAGCACAUACCUGGUGGCCUUCAUCGUGUCCGACUUCCUGUCUGUGACCAAGACCACGCAGCACGGCGUCAAGAUCACAGUCUAUGCUGUUCCUGACAAGAUCGAUCAGACAGCGUUUGCACUGGACGCUGCUGUGAAGCUGCUGGACUUCUAUGACGACUACUUUAACAUUCCAUACCCGCUUCCCAAACAGGACCUGGCAGCUAUUCCUGACUUCCAGUCCGGGGCCAUGGAGAACUGGGGUUUGACCACCUAUAGAGAGACUGGCCUCCUUUUUGACCCAGAGAAAUCCACUGCCUCAGACAAGCUGGGAAUCACCAUGGUCAUCGCCCAUGAGCUGGCUCACCAGUGGUUUGGGAACUUGGUGACGAUGGAGUGGUGGAAUGACUUGUGGCUCAAUGAGGGCUUUGCCAAGUUCAUGGAGUUCAUUUCAGUGGACGUCACCUAUCCGGAGCUCAAAGUGGACGAUUUCUUCAUUAACAAGUGUUUUGAAGCCAUGGAAGUGGACAGUUUGACCUCCUCCCACCCCGUGUCCACCCCAGUGGAGAACCCUGCACAGAUCCAGGAGAUGUUUGACGAUGUCUCGUACGACAAGGGAGCCUGUAUUCUCAACAUGCUGCGAGACUUUCUCACCCAUGAGGCUUUUGAGAUCGGCAUCAUCCGCUACCUGAAACGUUUCAGUUACCAGAACACGGUCAGCAGCCACCUGUGGGAGAGUCUGUCUGACAUCUGUGACUUUGACGUCCAAUAUGAAGGAGGAAAGAAACACAAGGACUUCUGUUCUAAGCGAAACACUCAGCCUGGUGCCUCGAAAUGGUUCUCUGAUGACCAGCUGGAUGUGAAGGCCAUCAUGGACACCUGGACGCUGCAGGAGGGUGUUCCGCUGGUCACUGUGGCAGUCAAAGGUCGUGAGGUCCGUCUGAGUCAAGAGAGAUUUCUGAAGACGGACAACACAUCGCUCACUGAGGGAUUUCUUUGGCAGAUCCCUCUCACCUACAAAACCAGCGCCUCCAACACGAUCCACCGCUUCCUGCUGAAGACAAAAACUGACAUCCUCUACCUCCCAGAAGAAGUGGACUGGGUGAAGUUCAAUGUGGACAUGAGCGGUUACUACAUGGUCCACUACACCGAUGAGGGGUGGAAGUCCAUCAUCCAGCUGCUGCAUCACAACCACACUGCUCUAAGCAGCAAUGACCGAGCCAAUCUCAUUCAGAACAUCUUCCAGCUGGUCAGUGUGGGGAAAGUGAGACUGGACACAGCGCUGGAGCUCUCCCUCUACCUGUCCAGAGAAACCGAGAUCAUUGCAGUGACUCAGGGCUUCGGAGAACUGGUGCCGCUCUACAAGCUGAUGGAGAAGAGGGACAUGGUGGCCCUGGAGAACCAGAUGAAGGAUUACAUUGUGGACUUGUUCCAUGAACUGAUCGACCGUCAGGAAUGGAGCGACUCUGGCUCUGUGUCUGAGCGAGUGCUGAGGAGCUACCUUCUGGUCUUCGCCUGCGUGAGGAACUACCAGCCGUGUGUGACCAAAGCCACUGAGCUCUUCAAUAAGUGGAGGGACUCUGAUGGUGAAAUGAGCCUCCCGGUUGACGUCACGUUGGCUGUGUUUGUUGUUGGAGCUCGCUCCCCGGCUGGCUGGGAUUUCCUGUUUGAGAAGUAUCGCACUUCAUUCCAGGCGUCUGUGAAAAGCCGGAUGAAGAUGGCAAUGGCCAUCACUCCCCUGCAGGACAAGCUUCAGUGGAUGAUGGAGCAGAGUCUUCGGGGAGAUGUGAUGAAGGCUCAAGAUCUUCCAGAUGUGGUGGUGUCGGUCAGCAGGAACCCUGUUGGUUAUAAACUGGCGUGGGAUUUCCUCCGUGCCAAUUGGCACACACUGAUUCAGAAGUUCGAAUUGGGCUCUCACACGCUUUCCUACAUGGUGAGAGGGGUGACCGACAAGUACUCCACCAGAGAGAUGCUGCAGGAGGUGCAAAGCUUCUUCAACUCCCUGACGGAGGAGACAGGGUCAGAGUUGAGGUGCAUUCAGCAGAGCUACGAGACCAUCAUGGACAACAUUCGCUGGAUGGACAGCAACCUGCCGCUGCUCCAGUCCUGGCUGGACAAACACGGACGCAGGCCAGCACACGAGGAUCUAUAGGAGGCUCAGUAGCCAAGAUACUUGUACUGUAGUAAAUCUGGAGGGCUGUCACACAUCCGUUUGAAGUUUGUGUCGAGUCCCAGAGUACCACUGUACUCAGAAGGAGAUCUUUAAUCAUUGUCCCUGAAUUCCAUCAUUAAUUUGGCUUCAUUUCAAUAAAUGAAUAACUGACAAAUGACAUUCAAGUUAAUAAAUGGAUCAGAAUAAACAAAAAAAAAUGUUAAAUUUGCUGUGAGCUCACUCUGGUGGUCAGCUGAUGAAAUGACAGUGCUUCGGUUUUUGUCAGUCUUCGUUGAAAUGUGUUGGAGACAUGCCAAUCAGGUGCAUGAGGUGUGAGGGAUUAGACCAUUUUAGCACUCUUUUGUGACGUUUGGGAUUUCAAAUUUCUGUAUCAAACGAAUAAAUGU
Messenger RNA from Synchiropus splendidus (mandarinfish), 3649 nucleotides. It is a transcript of the gene erap1b, whose product is annotated as endoplasmic reticulum aminopeptidase 1b. Gene Ontology annotation, molecular function: metalloaminopeptidase activity; zinc ion binding; peptide binding. Gene Ontology annotation, cellular component: cytoplasm. Bases 444 to 3242 code for a protein of 932 amino acids. Gene Ontology annotation, biological process: proteolysis; peptide catabolic process. The transcript is spliced from 19 exons. Lineage: Eukaryota; Metazoa; Chordata; Actinopteri; Syngnathiformes; Callionymidae. The record is from RefSeq and is a predicted model, not a curated record.